GGCGGAGCGUCCAGAUAAAUGAGGGAGUUGAACCUCCAAGCAAGCAAUUCUUCAGUCCACUCUACUUUUGACCUUUGACUAAGCCAAGUGUGUAUACAAGGAUGUCGGACCAAACAUUCACAGACUUGGAUAUGGAAUUUGGAGAUUUGCUUCAAGAAUUCAACGAUGUUGUAGAAGAAUUGAGGGUGCCGUCGCAGAGCACACCAUGUGUGUAUGGCCACCUCCUGAGUGAGGCAAAGCGACGUGAUGGAGUGAGCGACAGCGGCAUAGAAGAUUCCGACUACAGCAGUGAACCGUCCCUUGGGAACAGCUUGAACACCAGCGAGGAGGAGCUGAGCACUGCAGGCAUGACGGCGUCACCUAAAGCCAAACUCGGGGACACAGAGGAUCUUCAGAGCUUCAUUGACAACUUGGACCGUGAACUUGCCGAGAUGUGAGCUGAGAGGAGGCCUCGUGACUGGCAGUGUAACGAGCCUGAAGUUCAAUAGAGACAAAGCGAACUGGAGUGCGACAACCCUGUGCGCUGCCGCGAAGCGACCCGAUAUCCGCCUAAAAGAGGUGAACCUCAGGGCCACAAAGAAAAUCAUGUUGGCGAAGGCUCUUUUGGAACGAUGGCCGGACUACAUCAUCUUCACCCUUUGACAAGGAAGUGUGACAUUCUUUUAAAUGUCUUUUAAUUAAGACUCCCACUUUAAUGGCGGGUCAUGAAAGGACCCCAUGCUGCUGGGUAAUUAGUUAGAGCAAUUGGAAUCAGACCAGCCUGCGGUGUCCUCAGAAAAAUGGCUUUUAUAUUAGAAUCUAAGGACCAUUCAAAAUAUUUUUUCACUAAUCCUAUUUCAGAUCUGCCCCUAUUUAUAUACUUUCCUUCUACGAGCUAAAACGGAUAUUGUAUUUUAAUUUGAUGUAUUAUUUUAUACAGAAUACAGAAUAUGAAGGCGUUGUACAGAAGUUGUAUGUCAUUUGUGUAAUUUUCUAGUUUCCUCUGUUGUGGAGUAUUUGAAUAUUUAACUGGUUUAUAAAUACUUAACUGGAUUAUGCUACGCUGAUAAAUGUACAGACCAAUAAAGCUUUUUACCUAUGCA
This is a messenger RNA of Clupea harengus (Atlantic herring), 1082 nucleotides long. RefSeq lists its product as uncharacterized. Gene Ontology annotation, biological process: regulation of cell cycle. The record is from RefSeq and is a predicted model, not a curated record. Lineage: Eukaryota; Metazoa; Chordata; Actinopteri; Clupeiformes; Clupeidae.